AUGUGGGCCCCAUUAGCAUACACCAGACCGGAAUCUCAAAGAACUGACUUGACGUCGCUGUUCUCAGCCGACCGAGAGCAAAACCCAUUGAACGACUAUCAGUACCAGAUCAACAUCCGGGAGUUGGAGGAUUACUAUAACAAAACCAUCUUAAACGAAGACAACAUUCAAGAAACAGGCAGCGAGAUUUCUUCUGCAGUAUCAUUCUCCCCAUCCAAACAGAAAGAUGCCAUUCAACCAGGGCUGCUAUAUGAUCCGCAGUUGAUAAACCCGUUUCUCCCAUCAGCCGAUCUGAAUAGUAGCAUCCCCACCGCUUUUAAAAAGAAGCUGGAGGUGCAGAUAAAUCCAGAUUAUGUUCCCAAAUCUUCGCAAUUGCCAUUGACUUUUCAGAAUUUAGAGCAGCUGUCCCAACAAAAGCUCAAAAAUGAUGUACCUUCUUCUCCACGGAAGGAAUCUCCCGCUCAGCCUAAAGCGAAAAGCCAGCUGCAGGAAACUCCCAAGCAGCUUUACAAAACGGAACUAUGCGAAUCGUUUACUUUGAAGGGAACUUGCCCUUACGGAAGCAAAUGCCAGUUUGCCCACGGUCUAAAUGAAUUGAAAGUCAAGAAAUCAUGCAAGAAUUUCAGAACGAAGCCCUGUGUGAAUUGGGAGAAGCUGGGUUAUUGUCCCUACGGCCGAAGAUGCUGCUUCAAGCACGGCGAUGACAACGAUAUUGCUGUUUACGUAAAAGCUGGCACUUAUUGUGGCGUCCCCGCUGGCAACAAGCCAUCUGAUCAAAAGAGAAGCAAUGGUCGUGGGAACGAUCACUGUUAUACCAAAAGGAAGAACCUAAAUGUUAAAGUGAAAGCUCUACAGAGAAUGACCUGGUGA
This is a messenger RNA of Saccharomyces kudriavzevii IFO 1802, 870 nucleotides long. It is a transcript of the gene TIS11, whose product is annotated as Tis11p. The transcript has a single exon. The record is from RefSeq and is a predicted model, not a curated record. NCBI's taxonomy places the organism in Eukaryota, Fungi, Ascomycota, Saccharomycetes, Saccharomycetales, Saccharomycetaceae. Gene Ontology annotation, molecular function: mRNA binding; metal ion binding. The coding region runs from base 1 to 870 and encodes 289 amino acids.